This is a messenger RNA of Fusarium musae, 1167 nucleotides long. RefSeq lists its product as uncharacterized. The transcript has 2 exons. The record is from RefSeq and is a predicted model, not a curated record. NCBI's taxonomy places the organism in Eukaryota, Fungi, Ascomycota, Sordariomycetes, Hypocreales, Nectriaceae. Bases 1 to 1167 code for a protein of 388 amino acids.
AUGAGGUCGACUUCACAGGCUCUUCUGCUUGGAGCUAUGCUCCAGGCAGCCAACGCAGCGGACGUUGCUCGCGCUGCACAGAGGAAUCAUGCACGCGACAUCCCAGCUCCGACCAUAACAGCGUCCCCAAUUGGUAUCCUUGAUGAAUUGAAGCUGCUUGUUGGCGGUGAUGGUCUACGAAUCCGACAAGCAGAUUCAUCUAGUGAGCCCUUGAAAGUUACUAUCGCCCCCGAUAAGACAUGCGGUUAUUUGUCUGGUCAACCUGGAGCUGCAGUCACCUGUGAGAACGAUCGCUUGUGUUCAUGGGCAGCUUCGAGUGGUAUUGGUCUCGUCGCUUGUGCGUCUGAGAUUUACGUCUCUUGUGUUGAGUCGAGUAAGGCUGUUGAUCCAAAGCAAUGCAAUGACGUUUGUCAGAGCAACACCUUCAAUCUGUUAUGUACCAACUCCGACACGCCUUUCUGCCGUACGUAUGCCUACCCAAGUGGUAUCUUCGACUACCGAUGCGCAUCUACAUCUGUCGAGGAUGUCCAAUCCGUCAAGUUCACAUACCAAGGCCAGAAGAACGCCAACUUCGUCACUACAACUCUCAGCGAUGGUAUCGCAUCAGAAUCACUAUCGUCUACCAACACUGAUAGAGGCUCUGCCGACCAACCAAGCUCGACGGACACACAAACCGAGACAACAACUACUUCUGAAGCUCCUGAGCCUACAAAGAAGUCAACACCUGUCGGUGCUAUUGUUGGCGGUGUGGUCGGUGGUGUCGCUCUCAUCGGCCUCAUUGGUCUUGGUGCCGUCUGCCUGCUGCGCAGACGCAAAAAGGCUGAACCCGCCCCAGCACCAGCUCAACCAGUCAUGGCUCAGCAACAAGCUCCUCCUCCCGCCCCCAUAAACCAGAACCCAUACCCUCAGCAACAGCACUACCAACCAGCUGCACAGCCUUAUCCUGACCAUAGCAUGGCUGCAUCUCCUGCCCCGUCGGAUGCUCGUAUAUCGAUGAUGAGUGGACCUAUGUCAAGCGUCGGACCAGCUUCACCCGGGGGAUGGCAUCAACAACCAUCGCCUCCGCCAGCGUUUCACACACCUGCGCCUGCUUAUGAGAUGGCUGGUCCUGAGGCGCGUGAGCAGGAGCCGGUCUAUGAGAUGGGUUCUGACUCUGUGAAGAAGUAA